AUGUACAGUGAAAAAGGAAAUGCAAUGCUACAAACGCAGAUUCGACAGAGAGCCUUUCCAUCCGUGGACGUUUUGCUUCCACCAGCUGUUGACUGCUUCUUCACACUUCUUGCAGUCGGUGUAGCGAAUGCCGAGUCUGUUGUGACCGGAUCCACUGGGAGGUUCUUGGGGGAGUUCGAGACCGCCGGAACUUCGUUGAAGAUGGCGUUUCGGCUCGUCUUGGAUUGUCUACAACAACAGGUUUCGAGACGAAUAUGUAGCACUAUAGUUAGGAGAACGUACUGUAACGAAAAAACCUUUAAAUCUCUUCUCGCUGACACUCGUGUUGUUAGUCCAUUUGCGGACCCUUCGAGAAGCACUGUGGUCCCAGCGGUCACAAAUGGUGCCAAAUAUUUUUCUGUUGCACAAGAGCAACCUAACAAAGAUCAUGAAAGUGCUGAAAAACGGAAGGAUCUAGCACGGCCUUCUGUUUCGAAAUCCGAACCAGUGGUAGAAAAGGGAAAAGAAGAGCCAAAGAAAUCAACAAAGCCAGAUGAAGCAGGAAGACUAUCGGCUAUUGAAGAAUUGAAUUUACUAAAGGAGACUUUGUCGAAGGCCGAACAGCAGUCCGAAUCUGGUGGAUCAAAAGGAGCUGAUGACGAGCAUACAUUUGACGAGGAGGCAGAGAAGGAAAGGCGACGUAAGCGGUUAGAGCGUAACACGCGUAUUGGUGGAGCUAUACUGUUCGGAAGUAGCAUUGCUGGUCUAGUUACCUUCUGUUUGUACUAUGGCCGGAGUAAACGUGAUGAAGCGGGGAAUAUUGUUCCAGACGAAUUUUCUGGGUCAUAUCUUGCGCCUUUCUAUCGCAUCGCAAAUAGCUUUAAACUUUGGAGAGAUUUUGUGGUUGAGCCAGCUAGAGAACAAUUGCUUCCCGAUCCCCUGCCUCAUCCAUACAUUCAACCAAAAUAUACUUUAGUCAUAGAAAUGAAGAAUGUUCUGGUUCAUCCAGAUUGGACAUACAAAACUGGGUAUCGAUUUGCUAAACGACCAGCUUUGGAAUACUUCCUUGAUGUUGUCGGCUAUCCUAAUUUUGAGGUUGUAAUUUACACAAGCGAGGCCAUGAUGACGGCCCAUCCUGUCGUUGACUCCUUUGACCCCAAACAACGUAUAAUGUACAGGUUAUACAGGGAUUGUACUAAGUACAUGCACGGACAACAUGUCAAGGAUUUAUCAAAACUGAAUCGUGACCUCUCUAAAGUUAUUUUCAUUGAUGUGGAUGCUAAGGCGGGUCAGUUAAAUCCAGAAAACAUUCUACUUGUGCCAGAAUGGAAGGGUAACAUGGACGACACUUCGCUCGUCGACCUUGCCGAACUGCUCAAGACGAUUCACUUAUCUGAUGUAGAAGAUGUACGACCAACGCUUCAGUAUUAUUCUCAGUUCCCUGAUCCAGCAAAAGAAUUCCGGCGGAGAGCGAUCUAUCUAGCAGAACAGGAGGAACAGAUGAAACACCAAAGAGAAGAAAGUAGUCAUUCGUUAUUGAAGAAGUACUCCGGACGCCUAUUCGGGUAUAGGCGACACGCACCGACCUAA
Messenger RNA from Necator americanus (New World hookworm), 1569 nucleotides. RefSeq lists its product as uncharacterized. Gene Ontology annotation, biological process: protein import into mitochondrial matrix. Lineage: Eukaryota; Metazoa; Nematoda; Chromadorea; Rhabditida; Ancylostomatidae. Gene Ontology annotation, cellular component: TIM23 mitochondrial import inner membrane translocase complex. Bases 1 to 1569 code for a protein of 522 amino acids. The record is from RefSeq and is a predicted model, not a curated record. The transcript has 14 exons.